Pangasianodon hypophthalmus (striped catfish) is the source of this 2277-nucleotide messenger RNA. RefSeq names its product solute carrier family 43 member 3a (gene slc43a3a). The transcript is spliced from 13 exons. The coding region runs from base 516 to 2060 and encodes 514 amino acids. Gene Ontology annotation, biological process: transmembrane transport. Gene Ontology annotation, molecular function: transmembrane transporter activity. NCBI's taxonomy places the organism in Eukaryota, Metazoa, Chordata, Actinopteri, Siluriformes, Pangasiidae. The record is from RefSeq and is a predicted model, not a curated record.
AUGCUGUUAGUCCAUUAUGAAGGAAGUGAUAGUUAAUGUAGUCACGCCGUGUGAUUAACUGGACACUAUUAUAGAUAUUAGGUGCAUUAUAUUAUUAAUCACCUUUCUUGAAGAAAACCGGUUGAUCAGGAAGAUUCCAGUUGAUUAGAUCUAGAUUGGACAUGUGUGCAGCAGGUGUGGAGACAGACAGCAGACUCCCCAAAGCCUGCAUGAACUGCUGUUUAUCAAAGAAAAAAAUCUACACUCAGUGAACUGCAAUUAUGCAACUGCGCCUUUGAUGCCAAAAUUUUUGGAGAAUUACUUUUCCUUUUCAUACAUUUCUAGUAACUACUUUUUCCUGGUCAGGGCCGUGGUGGAUCCAGGGCCUGUCCGGGGAACACUGGCUCUCUCUGUACUAUCACCCUGGAGCAUCCGGUGAAACACCAGCAACUGUGACUGUGGUAUGAAAACGGCUGUGUGAAGCUCAUAGCAGGCUGUAAACAGUUUUUGAAGACUCAGUGUUGCAGCAGAGCACGAUGCUGGGAUGUGAUGGGGAAUCAGGAACAAGGGUUCGAUACAAACUGACCCUUUUUACAGGACUGCUGGAGUGCCUGUGCUUUGCUGGGGUUGUGUUUGGUUGGGCUUCUCUUGUAUUUGUUCUGAAGACAGAUGGAUACUUUAAUGAUCUGUGUGUCAAUGUGACUCAAGCAAAUGGCACAACAGAUAAAGACUGCAGUGCUCAGGAUGAGCAGUUCUCUCUUAUCUUCACUGUUGCUUCCUUCAUGAACAACUUUCUCACUUUCCCCAACGGCUUCUUUUUUGACCUGUAUGGAACGAUGGCUACAAGACUUCUGGCAAUAUUCCUCUAUACCACAGGAACAUUGGUUGUGGCGUUUUCAAGUAAAGCUCUCUCCCUCUUGCUCUUCCCUGCUCUUUCUUUCAUUGCUGUGGGAGGCAUUUUGUUACUUCUCACAAACAUGCAGGUAGGAAAUCUUUGUGGCACUCAUCGCUCGACUAUCAUUACUCUCUAUAAUGGUGCUUUUGACUCCUCAUCUGCAAUUUUCCUCAUCAUCAAAGUCCUGUAUGAGAAAGGGAUUUCUCUUCAGACCUCUUUCCUCUUCCUGUCUGCCUGUGAUAUUGUUCAUCUACUGCGAACUCUCUUCCUUUUACCCAAAUCACACAUCCCUUAUCCAAUCCCAGAGAGCUACACUUACGGGGUAAGUUGUCGUAAAUCAAAGAGCUACAAUGUUGAAGAGUAUGAGAGCAAGCAGGAGUUGAAGUACAUACCAGACAGAGCAGGUCAAGACAGAAGCAGAGACAGUGAACCACUAAAGACUGAUGACUCGCCUCAAAUGGAGGACAGCUCAAGCAAAGACAGCAGCUUUAAAAGCUGUGUUCUGUCCUGGUUCUUUCUGUGGCAUCUGAUAUGGCUUUCAGUGAUGCAGCUGCGCCAUUAUCUCUUCAUUGGAACGCUGAACCCAAUGCUGAACCGACUGGCAAACCAAGACCCAGACACUGUUAGCCGGUACACCAAUGCGUUUGCCGUCACUCAGCUGACUGGGAUUCUCUGUGCUCCUUGGAAUGGCUUGUUAAUGGACAGACACAAGGGGAAGGCAUUGAAGCCAGGAGAGACAGAGAAAGAAGCUGACCUGCGCUCGUCCGUCCUGUCUCUCUUCCUCACCUCUUUGCAGUGCCUUCUCUUCUCUGUGUGUACAACCAUUCCUGUUCUUCCUCUGCAGUAUGCCACAUUCGUCCUGCAGGUCCUCAAUCGUUCCUUCCUGUAUGGCGGGAACGCUGCCUUCAUCAGCAUUGCGUUUCCUGCCCAACACUUUGGAAAGCUGUACGGUCUCGUGAUGUCCCUCUCAGCUGUGGUGUCAUUGCUGCAGUAUCCUUGCCUUGCCUUGGUCAAAACUUUCGGAGGGGAUCCCUUCUAUGUGAACCUUAUUUUGACCAUUCUUACACUAUUGGCUUUCAUCCAUCCUCUGAACGUCUUCCGGCACUGUAGAAGCCUGGCCACGCAGAGAGAAAACACACAGUGCAUGCUGCAUGCUGAUACUUCAAGAAGGGAAUCUAUACUAUAAAACCAGAUAAUUAUCAUGAUCAAAAAUUACAUUUCAUAUGGCUAUUUGUACAAAAUAAUGGAUUGAAAGAUUUUUUUUCUAUAAUGCAGUCAAUGUCAAAUUAUGCAGUUUACAUCAAGCCGAUCCAUGGGUUAAGGGUUAUUUUUAAAAAUCAAUAUAAUGCCAUUUUUUAUUCUUUUCAUGGAUACUAUCUAUAUUAAAAUGCCGCAAUACAGUA